AUGAAUUUGAGCCGAGGCUUGUGUUUUCUGGCUGCCUUGUAUUGCACUGUGAUCUUGUAUGAAGUUGUGGAAUCAGCAGAAGACUACUACAAAGUUCUUGGAGUGAAACGGAAAGCAACACAAAAAGAAAUAAAGAAGGCAUUUAGAAAGCUCGCUCUUAAAUACCACCCUGAUAAGAACAAAGCAAAAGAUGCAAAUGAGAAAUUUCUUAAGAUCACAAAAGCUUAUGAAAUAUUGAGUGACCCAAAGAAGAGACAAAUAUAUGACAUGUACGGAGAUGAGGAUCAGAAAUCAGCACCCCCAGGAUCCCAACAGGGAGAUUUUAACCAGUUCUAUCAGCAGUCCAAUAAAAAUAGUCAGUUCCAUGGUGGACAAUUUCAUCAACAUGGAGGACAGUUUCACCAACAUGGUGGACAGUUUCAUCAACACGGUAGACAGUUUCACCAGCACGGAAGUGGAGAGUACGCUCACUUCACAUUUAAAGAUUCCGGUCACUUUUUUGACUUUGAUAACUUGUUCCAUGGGAUGGGUGGAGAUAACAUGUUCAGUUCAUUUGAAAAGAAAGCAAAAGGAAGUAAAGGUUCUGGUCACAAAGCAAAGGACUUUGAAUUUGAUUUUGGCGGCGGAGAUAUCUUUGAACAUUUCUUUGGGGAUCACAAACAUUUUGGCCACUCAAGGGAUAAUUUUGCACACUGGCACGGCCAUGGAAAGGAUCAUUCUCAUAGCUUUGUCCACAACAUGCACCAGAAGUCUUCACAUAGCAGACAGCAAAGAUGUCAACAAGUUACACAGCGAGUGGGCGGUCAAACAAUCACGUACACUCAGUGCUCAUGA
Molecule: messenger RNA, 834 nt
Organism: Candidula unifasciata
Lineage: Eukaryota; Metazoa; Mollusca; Gastropoda; Stylommatophora; Geomitridae
Source: the annotation of a GenBank genome assembly